Messenger RNA from Ilex paraguariensis (yerba mate), 2151 nucleotides. The record is from the annotation of a GenBank genome assembly. Lineage: Eukaryota; Viridiplantae; Streptophyta; Magnoliopsida; Aquifoliales; Aquifoliaceae.
AAUUAAAAAUCACAACUCUCUCUCUCUCUCUCUCUCUCCUGCCUCAUCAGUCGCCAUCAUCAUCAUAAAUCAAAAACAAAUCCCUCCUCUCCACCUCCUACUCCUACUCCUCCUCUCCCUCCCUUAUUCCUUCUUCGUUAAUUUCAUCCUAAUAAUUCUAAUACAUAACCAUAACCAUAACCAACCCAUCUAAUGCUGAGAACAAACUUCACCUUUCCCCCACCACACCUCAUACAUCACUCUGCUCUGUUGUAAAGCCGACCCACACCACCGACCUUCUCUUUUGACCUACUACUGCUGCUGCUUUUCCCCACCUCCAUUCUAGGGUUUCCUUUUUCUUUCUUAACAUGAUCCUCUACCUCUCUCUAUUCCCUCCAUCCAUCGCUUUCUUUUCAAUUUAACUCAUCAUUCAUACAUUCUCUCUUCUUCGAAUUUCUAAUUAUUCAAUGGACUCUCUCUCUAGGGUUUUUGUAGGGUUUUUCUCCUUCUAAGAUGUGGUUAACUGUUUAUUGGAUCAAGGGUACUAUUACUUAAAUCCUUCCUUUCUCUAUAUACUUCUCUUUGUUCUCAGAAUCUUCUUCGCUUUCUUUCUUUUCCUCUUUUCUUCGCAUCGAAUUCAUAUUCUUUCUCCUUCCCCGAUACCAAACCCUUUUACUUUUGCCAUGGCAUAUCAGCCUCCGAUUCCAGGGCCAAGUUCGGGAUCGAGUUCGACUUCUGGGUUGCAAUUAUUGAACUCUCCUUUUGGGGAUACCACUUUCACAAAGGUUUUCGUCGGAGGCCUAGCUUGGGAGACUCACAGUGAGACUAUGCGACGUUACUUCGAACAAUUCGGUGACAUCCUUGAGGCUGUUGUCAUCACCGAUAAGAACACUGGCCGAUCCAAAGGCUACGGUUUUGUGACUUUCAAGGACCCCGAAUCUGCCAGGAGAGCAUGUGCUGAUCCAGCUCCUAUUAUUGAUGGUAGGCGGGCUAAUUGUAAUUUGGCCUCACUUGGACGCCCUCGGCCUGCUCUGCCUUUUGGACGUCUUAGAUCACCGACACCUUAUCUUGGAGCUGUGCCAACUGCCCGAGGGGCUUAUGUUGGAAGAUUUGGUUACCAACAACCAGUUUCUUACAGCUACCAACAAGGAUAUAUGUAUCCUCCAUAUGGGUAUGCACCCUAUGGUCCAGAGUACCUAUACCCGCAGGGUGUUUACAACCCUUAUGCGAGUCAGCAGUACCUGCACAUAUAUGGUGUACCAGGGACAGUUAACACGGCCAUAUAUCCAUACAGUCAAUUGGGUCAGACAGUUCCCGGAGGUCACGGUUACACAACAUUGCAGGGCUAUACUGUGCCUGGUCAUCAGAUUGUGCAGUUUGGUGGGCCCAGUGUCAAUGCAAUCACAACUUCAUCUAUACCAAGUAUUCAAGCACCAUACCCUACAGGUGUGGCAGCACCUGUUCCAGCACAGCCACAGUUUAUGCUUCCUGCUCAUUCUCCUCAGUUCAUGCAAGGUAGCGGUUCUGACCAAAAUGCUGGGUGAGGGGUUGAUCAAGGUACCCUUAGAUUGCAGCAGGACUAAGAGCACCGGUACUGCUACUUGAGUGGCGGGCUUCGGAUCUAGCCUUGCAAAUGGUUCAUUUUGCAUUCUAGAGGUCAUACAUAAUGAUGCUCACCGGAGAAGUCAUAUAUGUCUGAGUCGCUCCUGAUGGUGGAGAAAGGAACAUGGAAGAUGCAGAUUGCAUCUCCGUCAGCAUUGUGUAUUUAAACCCUCACGUUCUGCCAGUGCUCUGGAUGACUGGUAGAGAGAGUGAUGCAUUAGUGGAAGCUGGAAUCGGUUUCUAGUGUCCAAAGACAGAGUGACGAAAAUUCAUGUUAGAAUCAAAAUAUGAUUCUUUUAUAGCAUGUCCCAGAAUUAUGGUUCUGUAGAUAGUCGUCGUCGGGUGUUUUUUUGUGUGUGUGUUGGUUGGUCCAACAUAGUAUUCAUAGACAUCAUUUUGAGUCCUGUGCAUAGCCAUAGUUGGAGUUUAUUGAUACGCAAUUCUAAAACUCGGUGUUUAUUUUAAGGGUCUUUCUACUUCAAAGAAUGAAAGCAAAGCAGCGCCAAAUCAUACACUGGGAAAAGGUGGAAUUAUUAUGUAUUUUUUUUAAUUAUUAUUAUUAUUGUGGAU